UAAAUUUGUUUAGUAUUUUAGAUUUUUCAAUUUUUUUUAGAAAUCACAUGAAAUCAACCACUAAUGAGUAAGAAAGGGAUUGCUGAUGUUAUAAGAAGCGAAGUCAACAUUUUUAUUGAAGAUGAAAAGGAGAAGAGAUAUAAUGAUACUAAAAAUUUGGAAGAGCAAAACGAUACAGAAACUAAGGAAAGAAAAAACACGGUACAAAUUAAUGAUCAAGUCAGGGAUCUCGAGAAGGGAGUCAGUGAGAAUAGGACAGAUGGCAGGAAGAGAAAAAGUUCAAUCGGCAAUCAAACAUUGUGGAUUCAGUUUUUUGGAUUUAAAGAAUCACUUAGAGAAGAAGGAAUUGUACCGGACGUGCCUUUAAAUUACGAUCCUAAGAGUAGAAAUUACUUCGUGAAAUUUGUCUUCGUUAUUUUGUUUGUGAUGCUUUUACUGACAAUUGGUAUUGUUACUCUUCUCUUAAACACGCCUGAUGCAAAGGAAUUCUUCCAGAGGUAUUAUCUUAUAUGCUUAUUAACGUCUAUUGCUAUUAUGGCAAUGACAGGUAGUCUGAUGCUGUGUAGCGAAUGUUCCAGACGUCCGCCUUGCAAUUUCUUUUCUCUUAUUAUUGCAGUUAUUGGGAUGAGUUUUGUGGUGGUUACGCUGACAUGUCGAGUGCGAACAAAUUUAAUUUUCUAUGCAUUUAUUGCAACGGCCGCUGUUGUCCUUGUUUGUGUACUUUUGGCAUGUUCUAGUUUUGACUUCACCAAAUGGUACUUAUACGUUGUGGUUAUUGCUGCGGCAUUUGGAGCUGUGGCCAUGGUAAUUUCCAUAUCAAUGUUGUUUAUGAACAUCUACUAUAAGCCAAUACAUAUAGUGAUACUUUUGGCUGGGACUGUAUUAAACGUUGUGAUUCUAAUAAUAGAGCUACAAACGAUUCUCGGUGGAAAGGCCGUUGAAAUUGGCGAGUCUGAUUAUGCAAUAGCGGCUUAUAUGCUGUACACAAGUAUCAUUGACCUUUUCCUCAAGAUACUUCAGAUGAUGGAUUUGUCUGAUGACUGA
Molecule: messenger RNA, 1044 nt
Organism: Pieris rapae (cabbage white)
Lineage: Eukaryota; Metazoa; Arthropoda; Insecta; Lepidoptera; Pieridae
Exons: 7
Coding region: 64-1044 (326 amino acids)
Cellular component (GO): membrane
Source: RefSeq, a predicted model, not a curated record